CUUUUUAUCUCCCUCUCUCUCUCUCCCUCUCUCUCUCUCUCUCUAUCUCUCUCUUCGACUGCUCCUACUUUCCUCUCUCCGAGUCUCCGCGCAAUUAUUAUCCCUGUGCCCUAAUGGGGACGAUCCGAACCAAGCGAACACUCCAGGUAUGGAAGAUCGUAGCCCUGUGGACCGUCGCCGCGGCGGCGCUCUCCUCGGCGGCGGCGGCGAAGAGGAGGGCGGCGGGCGGAGAGCGCGCGGCGGCGGGGAGCUGCGCGCGGGCGCACGCGGCGAGCGUGGAGGACUUCGGCGCGGUGGGCGACGGGGCGACCUCCAACACGGCGGCGUUCGCGGCCGCGGUGGCGCACCUCGCGCGCUUCGAAUCGGACGGCGGGGCGAUGCUCGUCGUGCCCCCCGGCCGCUGGCUCACGGGGCCCUUCAACAUCACCUGCAGCCACUUCACCCUCUUCCUCCACCGCCACGCCGUCAUACUCGCCUCCCAGAAUAUUAGCGAAUGGCCUGCAAUUGAUCCAUUGCCUUCUUAUGGUAGAGGAAGAGACUUACCCGGUCCAAGGUACAGCAACUUCAUCAUGGGAUCUAAUCUCACUGAUGUAAUCAUCACAGGGGACAACGGAACUAUCGACGGACAGGGAAAGUUUUGGUGGGAUAAGUUCCACAAGAAAGAACUGGAUCACACUCGAGGGCACCUGCUAGAAAUUAUGUACUCAGACCAUGUCCUCAUAUCCAACCUCACAUUCGUCGACUCUCCGUUCUGGACCAUUCAUCCGGUCUACAGCAGCAAUGUGAUUAUCUCGGGCGUUACCAUUCUUGCCCCAACUGAUUCCCCAAACACUGAUGGAAUCGAUCCCGAUUCGUGCUCCUACGUCCGAAUCGAGGACUGCUACAUUGUCUCUGGCGACGACUGCAUCGCCGUAAAGAGCGGCUGGGACGAGUACGGCAUCGCCUUCAACAUGCCGAGCCAGCACAUUGUGAUCAAGAGGCUCACAUGCGUCUCCCCGACGAGCUCGCUCAUUGCUCUAGGCAGCGAGAUGUCCGGCGGAAUCCGCGACGUCCGCGCUGAAGACGUCACCGCAAUCAACACCGAAUCCGGCGUCCGGAUCAAGACCAGCGUGGGGCGCGGGGGAUUCGUCAGGGACGUAUUCGUCCGGGGAAUGACACUGCACACCAUGAAGUGGGUCUUCUUCAUGACGGGCGGCUACGGACAACACCCUGACGAUAAAUACAAUCCGGACGCGCUGCCGGUGAUUGAGGACAUCCAUUACAGCAACGCGGUCGCGGAGAACGUGAGCAUGGUGGCAAGUUUGGACGGGAUUCGGGGCGAUCCUUUUACGGGGAUUUGUAUAUCGAACGUCACGGCGGGGGUGACGGAGUUGAAGAAGAAGAAGGUGCAGUGGAACUGCACGGAUGUGGAGGGCGUGUGGAGCGACGUGGCACCGCGGCCGUGCAUGUCGCUGCGCGACAAGGGGACAUACGAGGCGCCGUGCAAGUUCCCUGAGGAGAGGCUGCCGAUAGAGUCCGUUGAGAUCAAUCCAUGCUCGUUUUAGAAGAGCGAAGCUUUGAAGUUGGAUUUGAGUUCGUGUUGGUGUUUCUUUUCCUUUACUUCUAUGAUUUUAUAUAUAUACUAGUUAUAGUGCACGUAUAAGGUCGAACUGUUGGUAGAAGUAAAAUUUGAACCGUUGGGCGUUGGUACGUACAAGUGUGCGUUUUUAUGCUUGUUGAUAAUUAAUUAUGGAAUUCAAAUAGCUCCCUCCAAAGGUUUUAAGUUUUUAAACA
Ananas comosus (pineapple) is the source of this 1773-nucleotide messenger RNA. Its product is annotated as probable polygalacturonase. Gene Ontology annotation, molecular function: polygalacturonase activity. Bases 114 to 1544 code for a protein of 476 amino acids. Gene Ontology annotation, biological process: carbohydrate metabolic process. The record is from RefSeq and is a predicted model, not a curated record. NCBI's taxonomy places the organism in Eukaryota, Viridiplantae, Streptophyta, Magnoliopsida, Poales, Bromeliaceae. The transcript is spliced from 6 exons.